AUGUCAUCCAAUCCGUUCAAAGACAACAUGAUAUGUGACCUUGACACUAUCAAUACUCAAUCUCAGCUCCCCAAUUCGAUGUCGGCCCCCACUACCUGCGCGAGUCAUACGGCGGCCACCACGAAACCAACUAGACCUCACUACUGCAGCAAAAUAAAGGUUGUCACGGGGCCUCCCAAGAGUCUUUGCCUACCCCACUUGUGUGGCCUAGAAAACAUUACAUCCGUCUUGAUUGUAAGACAGGAGUCGCCGUGGGAUACCUAUCGGAAAGUAAUUACAUAUGAAAUCGCUGGCAAGGUUACUAUUACCACACGCCGCACCCACCCAUCUCGCAUAGUAGCUAUCCGGACAUAUGCGAAAGAGAAUGCUCGAAGAAUAAUAUACAGAUUCGAACGUCUGGAACACAGGAACGUUCUUUUAUUACGCGAAUGCUACAUGUACGAAGAUCUCGCGUUCUUCUUGGUGGAUGAUUUGCCGCUGACGCUCACGCAUGUUGUCGCUUUUCCAUCCGUUUAUCCCAACGAGACGGAAUUGGAAUCUAUCGUAAGCCAGAUUUGUCCCUCAUGCCCUUUCGAUGAGCUUUUGGACCUUUGUAUAGAUUGCACACCAAAGCAAUCUGAAGCCGCAUAUAUUGCGGCCCUUCCUUCGAUCACAAUGCGGCUCAUGCAGAAAAAUGACAAAGAUCAAAGCGUUGUUGGCGUGAUUGAUCUGGAGCGAUGGCCAAUCGAUUCUGCCGCUGUGGGUUUUCUAUCCGCUACCGAGACAGCAGGAUCAAUCAAGUCUCUGAGAAACCAACCUCUUCUAGCGGGGAAGCACCGCCCUAGCGAGGAUCUGGUCGUUCUCGCUAGAGCUGCUCUGCUCUCCAGUAGUUUGAAUUGCGUUUACAAUCCCGAUUCUGAAAAGUACUAA
This is a messenger RNA of Penicillium salamii, 909 nucleotides long. The record is from the annotation of a GenBank genome assembly. NCBI's taxonomy places the organism in Eukaryota, Fungi, Ascomycota, Eurotiomycetes, Eurotiales, Aspergillaceae.